AUGGGCUACUUCCUCCGAACACUGCAGCUGCUCUCCACCUGCAUGGCCAUCUCACUAGUGGGCAGCCUGGACAGCUGGACGGUGCCCACAAGUACCUGGUCCUUUGUUAUCUUGUGCUUCUGCUUCGUGGUGACCUUCAUCAUUCUCAUAAUUGAAUCACUGGCGCUUCAUUACUGCUUCCCCUUCUCCUGGGGGGACUUUCUGCUCUGCCAUGCCUGCUACCUCGCCCUCUUCUGCCUCUUGGUCUCCAUCAUUUACCCCACCACCUAUGUCCAGUUUUUGUUUUACACCCCCUCCUGGGACCACGCCAUCGCUGCUACUGCGUUCUGCUUCAUUUCUACUGUGUCUUAUGCCACCGAAGCAAUCUGGAUCUUGGGCUGGCCCCGGACAGGUGAUUUCACUGGCUAUACAGGCAGCUUGCCAUUCCUCCUCAAGAUGCUAGAGACACUGGUGGCCUGUGUCAUCUUACCCUUCAUCAGCAAUCCCUACCUGUACAUGGACCAUCCAUUGCUGGUGUCUUGCGUGGCCGUGUACUCCAUCUGCUUCAUCCUGGGGAUCGUGACCAUCCUGUUGAACCUGGCUAACUGUGAGAACUGGUGGCCCAUCUCCUCCUCCAUGUUCCAUCUGGUGUUAAGCCUGCUGUCUGUCCUUCUCUACAUUGGUGCUCUGGUCCUCUGGCCGCUCUACCAAUUUGAUGAAAAGUUUGGCGGGCAGCCCGAGAGGUCCAGGGAUGUGAGCUGUCAACAUAGACUUACCAACUAUGUAUGCGUCUGGGACCAGCGACUGGCCGUGGCCAUCCUGACAGCCAUCAACCUGCUGAUUUACGUGGCCGACCUGGUGUACUGGGCCCACCAUGUUUCUGUAGGGACUGAGGACCAGCCCGGGGACUCCUGACCACCUCUGCUCACAGGAGGUAUCUUUACCAAGCUCUGACAUCCUCUUCCUGGCUCCCUCUCUCCCUCCUCACAUCCUCCCUCAUUCAUCUUUCUCUCCUUUCUAUUUCCUUCCCUUCUGCUCUGUUUUGUCUCCUUCCUGUUUUGUGUGGUUGCCCACACCUUGUUUUGUCUCUUUCUCAUUUUUUCUGUAUUUUCUACUCUUUGGCCCUUUUCUAGUCAUCAUUGGUUUUCCCAUCUCCUGUGUCCUGACCACCUCUCCCCAUUUUCCUUCUUCUGAUCCAUCAGGACCUGAGACUCCUUCCUUCUCGGUCCACCGCCCCCUCCCGCCUCCUGAGGUGCUGACGCCACAGCACACAGCCCUCUGUGCAGCUGUUCACA
Molecule: messenger RNA, 1274 nt
Organism: Bubalus bubalis (water buffalo)
Lineage: Eukaryota; Metazoa; Chordata; Mammalia; Artiodactyla; Bovidae
Product: myeloid-associated differentiation marker-like
Exons: 1
Coding region: 1-894 (297 amino acids)
Cellular component (GO): cell-cell junction; plasma membrane
Source: RefSeq, a predicted model, not a curated record